CUGUUUACCCGGCUGCAUUGUGGGAGUUUGACCUCCGCCGCCGCCAACCGCCGCCUCAGCUUGCGCCGCCGCUGCCGCCGCGCACGCCAUGGGAGCCGUGACUGACGAGGACACUGGGACACAAGGAGGUGAAGUAACUUGCCCCAGGUUGCACAGGUAGCAUGUUAUAGAGCCUGAGCUCCAAACCAAGCAGUCUGGCUCAGAGUUCUUCCUCUUUCCUGCUGUGCAUCCUGUCUCAGCUACAGCUGCCAUGGUCCUAGUGAGAGAUGAUGGGGGCUGGGACCAAGAGUGACUACAGAGAAGGAGACGAAGUCAUACGGAAGCGUCUCCUAAUUGAUGGAGAUGGCGCAGGUGAUGACCGGAGAAUUAAUCUGCUAGUGAAAAGUUUCAUUAAAUGGUGCAACUCUGGAUCCCAGGAAGAGGGAUACAGCCAGUACCAGCGUAUGCUGAGCACACUGUCCCAAUGUGAAUUUUCAAUGGGCAAAACUUUGCUGGUAUAUGAUAUGAAUCUCAGAGAAAUGGAAAAUUAUGAAAAAAUUUACAAAGAAAUAGAAUGUAGCAUUGCUGGAGCACAUGAAAAAAUUGCUGAGUGCAAAAAGCAAAUUCUUCAAGCAAAACGAAUUCGAAAAAAUCGCCAAGAAUAUGAUGCAUUGGCAAAGGUGAUCCAGCGUCACCCAGACAGGCAUGAGACAUUAAAGGAACUAGAGGCUCUGGGAAAAGAAUUAGAGCAUCUUUCACAUAUUAAAGAAAGUGUUGAAGAUAAGCUGGAAUUGAGAAGGAAACAGUUUCACGUUCUUCUUAGUACCAUCCAUGAACUUCAGCAAACACUGGAAAAUGAUGAAAAGCUCUCAGAGGUAGAAGAAGCUCAAGAAACAAGCAUGGAAACCGACCCUAAACCAUAGAGCAGCCGAUCAGUCACCAUUCCCAAGCAUACUGAAGCCGCGACCUGAUCUUAGUGUGUGCAGAAUCUGUUGUGCUCUUGAGAUAUUUAAAGUUUUGGCAGUGGACUACUUUGCUGCUACAUAUUAAUUCACAGCUUAUUCAUAUUUCUUCACACAAAGGAAGAUGACCUCAUUGUUUUUGUUGAAAUGCCUUUUUUAUACUUGAAAGGUAGGAAGCAACAUCCAAAAAUGUUUAGUAAAAUGUUUUCAAGCCA
This is a messenger RNA of Hippopotamus amphibius kiboko, 1156 nucleotides long. RefSeq names its product THO complex subunit 7 (gene THOC7). Lineage: Eukaryota; Metazoa; Chordata; Mammalia; Artiodactyla; Hippopotamidae. Gene Ontology annotation, cellular component: THO complex part of transcription export complex. The transcript is spliced from 9 exons. The record is from RefSeq and is a predicted model, not a curated record. Gene Ontology annotation, biological process: mRNA processing; mRNA export from nucleus. The coding region runs from base 267 to 902 and encodes 211 amino acids.